AUGACGUACGACCAGAUCCCGACAGCCCACGACGGCGAGGCUGAGUCAUCAUCACUAGAGGUGCGCGAAGAAGAAGAAGAAGAAGAAGAGAAGAAUACCAGAGAAGGUGACGGGUUGGCUCCGCCUUCUUCGGCGAAUCACAGAUACCAGAAUUGCCUCACUGACGAUGAAGAGGACGAUUACGAUUACAAUGAUGAUGACGAUUGUGAUGACGGAGACGAGGAAGAAGAAGGAGGAGGCGACUGUGACGACGGGGAGAACGAAGAAGAGGAGUCCUACGACUCCUACUUCUCCCUGCAAAUGGAGAAAGAGAGGCAGCAGGCGUUUAACGAGGUCAGCAGCGCCGCGAAGCCCAUAGCCUGCUGCUCCCCUGAUCGGAAGCCGGCGGCGCCCGUCCUCGCCGCCGCCUCCCAAACCGGCGGCAGGGACAGGAGCCAGUACGUCCACUCGGUCCUCAACCCGGUGGAGAACCUCUCGCAGUGGAAGUCCGUCAAGGCCAAGACUGGUUCACAGCCUCUGAAGAACCCUAGGAAGGAAAACAUCUCUCUGGAGGGCGGAUUAGAGCUUCCCGAUUUCAAGCUCCAAAUGAGGAGCCAGAAGAUUUCGGGUGAUUCGACCUCCCCGAGCCCCAUCUCAGUAGAUGCCAGCCUCUCAAACUGGCUCCCAUCGUCUGGUAACCUGGAGAACAGCCCCUGUCGAUCAAAUUCAUCCGUAUCUCGCGAAGAACGCCCCAUCUUGGGUGCUCUGACAGCUGAAGAUCUCAAAAAGAGCCCAGCAUCGUCUUUCUCGCCCAGAAAGUCGCCGAGCCGGAGCCCAGAUGACAUGCCCAUUUUGGGAACCGUGGGAAGCUACUGGAGCCGCACCAACCUAGAGAGAGACUCGGGCUCGUCUCAGAGAUCCCCCUCAGACAACAGCACCAAAGGAAUUCCCAACACCACGAGCAAAUACAGAGAGGUAUCUUUGUAGCUCGACGUAGAGAGAGAAAGAAAGAGGGGAAGGGCGGUGGGGAGAGAGAAAUGUGCACUGGUUCUGCCCGUGAAGCUCACUUUUUUCUAUGUUGCAGGAUAGGAGGGUGAACUGGCAUUCGACCCCAUUCGAGAUCAGGCUAGAGAGAACUCUGAACAGAGGGGAUGCCGAAGCUUACUAG
Molecule: messenger RNA, 1147 nt
Organism: Spirodela intermedia
Lineage: Eukaryota; Viridiplantae; Streptophyta; Magnoliopsida; Alismatales; Araceae
Source: the annotation of a GenBank genome assembly